UUUUUGAGCCUUAAUCCACAUAGUAGCAGUUGACAACACCGGGCCGAUACAUCGGUGCAUUACAAGUUAAUUGAUUUACCGUCAUAGUUUAUAUAUAGUCGUAUGAAGUGUUCUGAUGUUAGACUCUACUACUGUAUUUAAUAUACAGCAUAGAUAAAGCGCACAUUCUCGAUCUUGUAUUUCUAAAUUCGGCUCAAAUAUUCCGUAUACAGAUUGUAAUCGUUUUGGCCCCUUGACUUUAUUUUGAAAAUUAGGUAUAUACUUCCGGUUAGUGUUGUCUGUAUGCAGUAACUUCCCCGGACUGACGGCAGCCAGACUGGCGCCGCUAGCUUGCUAAAAAGAGGCAAGCGCACAACUACUUCACCUUAUUUUUUAUCCAAGAAUAAAUAGUUUCGGGUUUUUCUAAACUUUUUUUUCUAAACUAACAAUUAUUGCUUUAUCGUGUUAUUUGGUCGUUGCCGAGCUAGCGCUACAAUUGUCCUGCUAAAACAUCGUUAAAACGUUACGAUCUUGUCACCUCUACGAUAUACACUAAAGCUGAACUGUGAAGAUUGUCAUCGCUCUGGCUUCCUGAUUAAGUGAAACUGCAUCAAAGAUCAACACAUAUUUCUCAGAAGUCAAGAUGUCCAUCACCAACACACCUACCAGCAAUGAUGCCUGUCUGAGCAUCGUGCACAGCCUGAUGUGUCACAGACAGGGUGGUGAGAGUGAGACGUUUGCCAAACGGGCCAUUGAGAGCCUGGUGAAAAAGCUGAAGGAGAAAAAAGAUGAGCUCGACUCCCUCAUCACAGCUAUCACCACCAAUGGAGCCCAUCCCAGCAAGUGUGUGACCAUUCAGAGGACACUGGAUGGACGGCUGCAGGUGGCUGGACGUAAAGGGUUCCCUCAUGUGAUCUACGCUCGGCUGUGGCGGUGGCCUGACCUGCAUAAGAAUGAACUGAAGCACGUCAAAUACUGCCAGUUUGCCUUUGACCUAAAGUGUGACAAUGUGUGUGUCAACCCCUAUCACUAUGAGAGAGUGGUGUCUCCUGGCAUAGACUUAUCAGGACUGACACUGACCAGUUCUGGGCCCAGCUCUGCACUGAUGGUAAAGGAUGAGUACGAUUUUGAUGCACCACAGAGUCUGCCUUCCAUUGACGGAGGGCACUCCAUCCAGACCAUCCAGCACCCCCCAUCCGCCGGCCGCCCGGCCCCCUCUGAAUCAUUUGCAGCCCCAAACCUGCUCCCACCUGCUGAGGCAUCCACCUCUGCGUCAACAUCAUCCUUCCCUGCCAUUUCAGCUGGAUCAGGCAGUGCCAGCUCAACCUGGUCAAGGAACAGCAGCUUCACCCCCAACAUACCCCACCACACCAACGGCCAUCUACAGCACCACCCUCCUAUGCCACAUCCGACACACUACUGGUCGGUGCAUAAUGAGCUCGCCUUCCAGCCUCCUAUAUCCAAUCAUCCAGCCCCUGACUACUGGUGCUCCAUUGCCUAUUUUGAGAUGGACGUACAAGUCGGGGAGACGUUUAAGGUUCCCUCUUCUUGCCCCAUUGUGACAGUGGACGGCUAUGUCGACCCCUCAGGGGGAGACCGGUUCUGUUUGGGCCAGCUCAGCAAUGUACACCGCACUGAGGCUAUUGAGAGAGCAAGGCUUCACAUUGGCAAAGGGGUUCAGCUGGAGUGUAAGGGUGAGGGAGAUGUGUGGGUGCGAUGCCUCAGUGACCACGCCGUGUUUGUUCAGAGUUACUACCUGGACAGAGAGGCAGGCCGAGCCCCAGGAGACGCUGUUCACAAGAUCUACCCCAGCGCUUACAUCAAGGUGUUCGACCUCCGUCAGUGCCACAGACAGAUGCAGCAGCAGGCUGCGACAGCUCAAGCAGCAGCUGCUGCCCAAGCAGCCGCUGUGGCUGGAAACAUACCUGGACCUGGAUCAGUUGGAGGAAUAGCUCCAGCCAUUAGUCUUUCAGCAGCAGCUGGUAUCGGGGUGGACGACCUCCGGAGGCUGUGUAUUCUCAGGAUGAGUUUUGUUAAGGGCUGGGGGCCCGACUACCCCCGCCAGAGCAUCAAGGAGACCCCCUGCUGGAUCGAGAUCCACCUGCACAGAGCUCUACAGUUACUGGAUGAGGUUCUGCACACUAUGCCUAUAGCAGACCCACAACCUCUGGACUGAGAUCUUUACAGCUGUAGCAUAAGGCUGCAACACAAAUGGGCAAUGGAAAGUCUUCCUCAGUGAACUGUUUUGGGUGGAGAAGCAAGUGAAACAACUGUGGCACUGAAGCUUUCUCACAUGAAAAAUACUUGUAGGUGUGUUUGAGGCACCUUUGUGCACUGUGGCCCCUACUUUUGCUUCUGCAAGCAAGAGUGACACUACAAAACUAGCUGAAGCCAUAUAUUAAAGAUAUGUUUAUCUUUAUUUUUGAUAGAUGGCUUCAAUUUGUGAUGACUGGAAUGAUGAACUGUAGGACUCGAAAAGGACAUCACAGAUAACUACAGUUACAAAGCACCACAACAUGCGCAUAGAUAACCUGCAGAUCCCAUAUAACUGGAAUGUACAGCGAUGACUUCACACGAGUCCACAACCACCAACUACUGAUGGACAUUAGAUUCACUGAACAAUGAACAAACAUCUGAGAGCUGUAAAGCUGCAGGGUGCGAUGACUCUUACAUCCCCUGUCUGCUGGUUUCUGUUGUGAGUUUCCUUUUAAGCUGUUACAGACAGCUUUACACCUGGGAUGUCAAGCAAGUUCAGUCAACUGUCAGGUUGAAUAGAAAAGCAGCAGCAUCUACAGGAUCACCUCUCCACAUCAUGCUGAUCGCUGCCUGUCAGAUACUGGACAGUGUUGAGGACCACCCAGCUUGAUCAGGUCAUACUAGACAUUCACAGCCAUCCGCGCAAAUCACAGAAUGAAAUGAUAAACCCUACGCCUAACGCCGACUCUUAGCCUCUGAACUUAGACAACGUCAAGUCUAUGAACUCUUCUAGGUCAGGUUUUGUCAAAGUAUGGGUUUGGACCUCAAAGGAUUAGUUUGGAUUUCUUGAAGUGGGGUUGUAUGAAGUGCUCAUCCAUAGCCAGUGUGUUACCUACAUUAGAUGGCGGUUGCCACGUCCCCAGUUUUUAGAAGCAGACAGGAGUACCGACACCGAAGCGAAGCAGUUGACUGGAGGAAAACAUAUUAGCUACCUAAAAAAAAAUGUGUCCGUUUAACAAUACACUAUAGUCACAACAUUUUCACAGCUUUGGAUGGUCUUUUCCAGCAGGGAACUCAAGCCAAUAUAUUUAUCUAUGUCCUCUUUAAUUCCACCAAACUCCAUUCGCAGAAACCGUAAUUUUACCUCACAGAACACAGGAGUUGCUGGUCUACUUCUGCCUUGACCGCUAAACUGGUUUGUAUUAUUGUGUGUGACUUGAAGAGAGUAAAGAUAACUGCUUCAGUCCCCCCCCCCCCCCCCCCCAUGUAAACUUAAGCAGGGCUGCCUGACAGCAAGGUAAAGCGCUGAAAAUGCCCUAAAAUCGCUUACACCUGAACUGAUAUUAACUGCUGUUGGCUUGUCAAUAGUAGUACUUUGCUUAGCUUUUGUGGUUUUACUUCUGUCGCUUCUCCAAACUGCAGCCAUGCUGGCUGCAAUUUACUGUAGGUAACACACUGACUAUGGAUAAGUACGUACUACAGCCACACCUAAAUAAAUCCAAAUUAACCCUUCAAAAUCUGGUUGUGGGACUUGUGGGUGUCCAAUUUUUUUAUCCCCUUCUCAAUUCAAAGAUUUUGGAGUAAAGAAAGAUCCCUCAGUUGAGGUUUUGGACCAGACAAUAAUGUCAUACAAUGGCAUCAUGACAUACAAAGUUAAAUUGCCCAUUGAUGUUACAAUAUAUCUAUUUAUAGUGACUUACUGUGAUUAUAUCAAAUCCCCAGCCACUCAGAUGCUCAAUGAAGGGCUCAUUUAUCUUUUAAUUGGUCACUUUCCACCAUGGUGGCUUCCCACCUGAUUCAGGUAUAGUUGCUGUUUUGGAAAAUGCCCUCUUUUAUGCUGCCUCAAAGGAUGAAUCUCAUACACCUGCAAACUCCUCGCCUUUUCUCACUUUUAUGCUGAGAGCAGAAAAAAGAGAAAGAGGUGGACAGUUGUUCUUUGAUGUCUGUCAAGGAACAGGGCUUAUCAGUGUUUUGGCAAACCAAAGUACUAAUUAGUCAGCUACUGGAUUUCCCCAUUAUGUUAAUUUUAAAGAUUGUUAUGUUUGCAUUCAUUUCAAUCGAUUUUUAUCUCCAAACAUACCCAACAGGCUCUUCCCACUAGGUGAGAAUCAUGAUACUUAAAUAUGUUAUGACUUGCAGCCCACUUAUAUACUACUUGAUCCAGGUCUCUUGUGUAUAGUUUACUGACAAAUAUACAAGAAUUUAAGACAGUUUCCCAGCAAUAUUGAUAUAUUUUUCUUGGUUUUAUUUUUGUUACUUUUAUUAAUUGAUUUGUAUUAUAUUAUAGCACUUUACUUUUUUCUCGUUUUUAAUUCAAUAACCCUAAUUUUGGGGUGGUUUUCCUGCGAUAUUGAAAAGGGAGUGAACAGGUUGGUUGAUAUUUUAUGUAGGAUUGUAAGCGGAGGCAACUGUGUGAUGCAUUUGUAUUGAAAACAUAUGUAACACUAAGACAUCUGUUUCUGCCCUUUCACUCUAUAUAGGCAUUCACACAAAUCUGUAGGGUUUCUUUUGGCUGUUCUGAGUUGAAGUAUUUUUCUGUUUUGAUUUGCAGUUUUUCUUUCCUUUUUAAUCCAUGUAAAUAACUUUGUUUUUGAAAAGCAUGUCAAUGUUUGCAUGAAUUUUAAUGGCAAAUAGACCACUUUAUCCCCACCCGCUUUAAAAUGAUUACUUCACUUGUCCUGCAUUACAUUAGGAAAACGGGCUAUCUGAGGAGACUAGAAACCACAACCUGCUGUAUACUGGUGUGGUACGUUGCUGGUUUACGAGGACUGCAUUAAAGGCAAACAGAGCAUAGUUUUAACUGAUGUAAAUUACUCAACUUAAUUAUAAACUAGGGCCAGGCGAUAUGACCUAGAAAGAAAAUCUCAAUUUAAAAAAAAAUAAAUAAAAAAAAUUGCAGAAGACAAGGGAAAUCUUCAAAUAGUUUUUUUUUUUUUAACAAAAAUGAUUAACAAACGCAAACGAUUUUCCCUUUGCGAUAAAGUGCAAACCAAACGAUCACCAAACUUCACUUUUUAAAAAAAAAAAUAGAUAAAAAGGGGUCUCUUGAAAAUAAUGUAUCCCCACAGAAGAAACACGUUUGUAAACAAAAGCAGACUUCCUUUGAAAGUAACACUGGUACAUGCAUAUUUUCUCUCACAGGUGUUGAAACAGGUGAAGCUCAAUGGACGCUCAAAUAAUUAGCUUCAAAAAACAAGUCCCCUCCCCUCCUCUCCCCCUCAGCUGCAUGUGAUGCUUUGUUUUUAAAGGCAUUUAUCAAUCACACACAUCGAUUACGAAUACACAUCUUACUUUCUUACCUCAUGUUAGGACUCUUUUCAUGCUUGUUUUUCCACACAGGACUGCCAUACAGUAUAUUCUUUGUGAUAAUCUGUGUUUGACAUUCUAAAAAAUGAAUUUGUGUUUAUGUCCAUAAACAGGUGUUUGUUUGCUUUUUACAAUGCGGUCUUGGUGGGUUACAGAUUAAGUGGAAAAAUUGGAAUUUGGCAAAAUUUGGGGUGUUUUUGUCACAGGAAAUUAUCCAUUUUGUUCUCCAAUUGAUUAAGCAGUUGGUUGCUUUCCUUCCCCGUCUGUCCCAUCUUUAAUUAUUUCACUAUCAUUUCAGAAACAAUUUUUUAAAAGUUUAUCCUACAUCAGGGAUUAAGAGUCAAACUUAUUCACAUAAUUAUGCAUCCGAUUGAUCGAAUGGCAGGAAACAGGAUAUUUUAUGAUUUAUGUUACUGAAAGAACUGAACUGAAUUCUGUCUGAAGAAAUAAUCUGUUAUGUUCUGUUGUGCUUAAAGGUGGACAGAUGUUUUUAUAUUACUUGCAGUUAUUAUAGGAGCCUGAAGACACAGCUCAGAUGAGUUGCUGUUGACUACUAUGACAGAUUGCAGAUAUAAAUUUUACCUGUAUUUCUUAUGUGAGAGUCUUUAAUUAAACAUGGCCUGAUAUUCUCAAAA
Messenger RNA from Centropristis striata (black sea bass), 6116 nucleotides. Its product is annotated as mothers against decapentaplegic homolog 4. Bases 623 to 2155 code for a protein of 510 amino acids. The transcript is spliced from 10 exons. Gene Ontology annotation, biological process: anatomical structure morphogenesis; SMAD protein signal transduction; cell differentiation. Gene Ontology annotation, molecular function: RNA polymerase II cis-regulatory region sequence-specific DNA binding; DNA-binding transcription factor activity, RNA polymerase II-specific; I-SMAD binding. The record is from RefSeq and is a predicted model, not a curated record. NCBI's taxonomy places the organism in Eukaryota, Metazoa, Chordata, Actinopteri, Perciformes, Serranidae. Gene Ontology annotation, cellular component: heteromeric SMAD protein complex.